Molecule: messenger RNA, 207 nt
Organism: Penicillium oxalicum
Lineage: Eukaryota; Fungi; Ascomycota; Eurotiomycetes; Eurotiales; Aspergillaceae
Exons: 2
Coding region: 1-207 (68 amino acids)
Source: RefSeq, a predicted model, not a curated record
AUGCCGGGUGAAUCUGAUUUGGUGCUCCGUGGACAGAAGGAGCGCGCGCGCCUCUUUGGCCGAAGAGUCAUGUCUUUUGACGUGUCGUGUGGGCGACCCUUACUUGUCUUCCAUCAGCGUGGUGGCAGCCGCACUACAUACCUGUGUACUACUGGAGAGUCUUCUCCACCUUCCACUUAUUGGAACUCGCUAGCCAAUAUUCUGUAG